GAGAAUGUUGUCAAACUAAGCCGCCCUGCCUGCACCACCAGCUCUAAAUAUCAGCUUUAACUCGCACAAACCCUCAUCUUUACCUCCCACUUUAACAGUGUAGCCUAUAAAUCUACCUCACAUACAUUUUAAUCAAAAGUACUGAGUGUAAUUUUUGAUAAAGACAUACACCAGAUGAAUGAGGUGGUGGUGUUUGACCUCUGCGCCAGUGAAAAUGGCCCUGCUGCUUUAAAUACUUCACUAUUAUAACACGAAUCCAUCAUUCUGAUCUGGUCUCUUUUUGUAACACACUGAUGAUUUUCUUGCUAUCAGAUAACUAUGACUGGGAGAGCAGUACUACAGAGACGCCCUGGAGCAGUGCCAUAACUAUAACGCCCGUCUGUGCGCAGAAAGGAGUGUGAGGAUGCCCUUCCUCGACUCGCAGACCGGCGUCGCUCAGAGCAACUGCUACAUCUGGAUGGAGAAGAGACACCGAGGACCGGGUGUGGCUCCGGGCCAGUUAUACACGUACCCCGCCCGCCGCUGGAGGAAGAAGAGGAGAGCUCAUCCUCCAGAAGACCCUCGCCUGGCUUUCCCCUCCCUGAAGUCAGAGUUGGACCUGGGGCUGAAGAAGGACAUGCUUGGCUCCAGCGACGGCAGCAGCAGCCUGGAGGCUCUGCUCCGAGGAGAGCCGCUGGAGAAGAGAUCGGCGCUGGAGCUCAGGCCGAACGACGAGGAGCCUGCGCACAAUGAGUACACGAGCGGAGGACUCAACCCUGCGACCAGAGUUCGGAAGAGAAUUGUGGAACCUGAUGACUUCAUGGACGACCUGGAUGAUGAAGAUUAUGAAGAAGAUACACCGAAGAGACGCGGUAAAGGCAAGGGAAAGGGGCGGGGCGUCAGCAGCGCUCGCAAGAAGCUGGACGCAGCAGCCGCUCUCGAGGAUCGGGACAAACCUUACGCCUGCGACAACACUUUCAAACAAAAGCAUAUUUCAAAAACUUCUGAACGAGUCUGUGGGAAGCGCUACAAGAACAGGCCCGGACUGAGCUACCAUUACACCCACUCUCAUUUAGCCGAGGAGGAAGGGGAGGAAAAGGAGGAGGCGGAGCUUCAAGAGCAGACCCCGCCCCCACCUGAGGAGCCUAAGACCGCCCCUAAGAAGGGUCCUGAUGGUUUGGCCCUGCCCAACAACUACUGCGAUUUCUGUCUGGGUGAUUCCAACAUGAACCAGAAAACUGGCCAAUCAGAAGAGCUGGUGUCCUGCUCCGAUUGCGGCCGCUCCGGUCAUCCCUCGUGUCUGCAGUUCACCCCAGUGAUGAUGGCGGCGGUGAAGACGUACCGCUGGCAGUGCAUCGAGUGCAAGUGCUGCAACAUGUGCGGCACAUCGGAGAACGAUGACCAGCUGCUCUUUUGCGACGACUGUGACCGAGGCUAUCAUAUGUACUGCCUCACCCCGCCCAUGUCGGAGCCUCCUGAAGGAAGCUGGAGCUGCCAUUUGUGUUUGGACCUGCUGAAAGAGAAGGCUUCCAUAUACCAGAACCAGAACGCUCCCCCGUCGUGAUGGACCCGCCGCAGAACACUGGCCCUGCCUUCUCGGUUCCCAGCUCUUUAUGUGGCCUCUCAAUGAGUGAGGGAAGAGGUUUAAAACAAAAAAAAAAAGAGAGAGAGAGAGAGAGAGAGAGAGAUGCUGGGGACCAGAAAAGGGAAACAUAGUUAACCUAUUUAUCCAAGGAAAGGGAGGGAUGAAUGGAUAAAAACGAGAAAAGAUAAUGAAAAAUGGAAAACGAAUCCCUCCUCUUGGCAGGUUUAAUUCCAAUAUGACUGUUACACAGUUCCAAGUUUUAAACUACCCACUGCUUUUUGUUUUCAACUAUUAAUCUUACAACAAAACAAAACAAAAAAAACAGUAUCUAUAACUGACUAAUCCAAACCCAAACUGUCUAACAAUGUGCUCUGACAGUAGACGACUCUGCUCAUUAGUAAACGCCUCCUUCAGCUGCUCGAACUAUUCACCAAAACCCACACUAGCUAACAUCAGUAGACUACUCUUCACACCGGUUACGUUUCUAGUCGCCCAGUAAUAGUUGAAAUCAAUCAGCAUGCUUGUUCGUAAUAAGACAAAUGGUAGCGUGUUGUUUUUUUUUUUUUUUUUUUUUUUUUUGUAUAUUUAUAUAUUUGUAAAGCAUAUAAAGGUGUGAUGUAUUUAAAAGUGAGAUUAUAAAAAGUGAUUGGUUAUUAUUUUAGCGGUAUUAAGCCUAUUUCUUUAUGUCGAAAGCAUCAUCCGCCAGUGCCAUCGAUGCGUAUGCUUCGCCGUCGUCGCAGGGUUCAUCCUUUAAAAUGUUUUUUUUUUGGUAUUUUUUUUUUCUUUAGUUUGUAAAAAAAUUUAAAUAUAGCUUCCUCAAGGAUCUAAUAAAGUUAAAUGUAGUGUAUUAGUGUAUAAGAUGGCUCAGGAGACAUUGUGGCUUAUAAUCGAUUAAAAUGUAAAUUCACGCAAGAUUCGUGGAUUUGAGAAUAACAGCUCACAACUCAGGUUGGUUUCUUGUAGAUUUUAGAUUCUUGUCAGAACUAGCUAAUCCAGUACUGACACACUGUUUAGCAUGAAAUGCAAUAUGGCCUGAUUUCUAAAAAUGGACAAAAUGGUGUACACGACAUUCUGUCUGUUCAGAUGAUGGUGUUAUUUGUCAAGACGGUUACUUAGUCAACCUGCAGUACUUUGAGUAUUGCUUCCAGCACCUGUCACUUUGACCGUAUCCUAGUGUCAUUUACAGUUAGAACUGUUUAACCAUAUGCAUGUUUACCUGGUACCACUUAUCAAAGUACACUUACGCUUAUGCUCGCCUCUUGUUGCACUCAACAUAACAAUCUUUAUUUGGGAAAGUUUUGUAAUAUUUAGUUCUGCUGUUAUAUCAGUAGUCAACUAACCAUUAUUAACACAGUAAAUAAAGGUAACAAGUUUUUGUUAGUACAGCUAUUUGUUUUUUUUGUUUUUUUUAAACAGUGGCCAUUAAUUUUUUUUUUUUUUUGUCAAUUAUUUUUGCCAGGUUGUUUUUAAGUGGUUUGAUUCAUGAUGGAAUGUUUUGCUUUGUGGUACAAAUCUUGAAUUCUUUUUCUCCAAGGAAAAUAAAACCUAUUUAGCACUGAC
This is a messenger RNA of Pangasianodon hypophthalmus (striped catfish), 3124 nucleotides long. It is a transcript of the gene dpf2, whose product is annotated as double PHD fingers 2. Gene Ontology annotation, cellular component: nBAF complex. The transcript is spliced from 13 exons. NCBI's taxonomy places the organism in Eukaryota, Metazoa, Chordata, Actinopteri, Siluriformes, Pangasiidae. The record is from RefSeq and is a predicted model, not a curated record. The coding region runs from base 404 to 1543 and encodes 379 amino acids. Gene Ontology annotation, biological process: nervous system development.